Molecule: messenger RNA, 2763 nt
Organism: Cynoglossus semilaevis (tongue sole)
Lineage: Eukaryota; Metazoa; Chordata; Actinopteri; Pleuronectiformes; Cynoglossidae
Exons: 11
Coding region: 85-2145 (686 amino acids)
Biological process (GO): regulation of DNA-templated transcription
Molecular function (GO): DNA-binding transcription factor activity, RNA polymerase II-specific; RNA polymerase II cis-regulatory region sequence-specific DNA binding
Source: RefSeq, a predicted model, not a curated record
GCAUUACUGUUGCCAGUCGGACGGUGUUGAUGUACGGACCGGAAGCCCUGGACAAAACACUCCGCGCCAGUUGUUACCUCCGACAUGGAGCUGCAGCAAGAGCUUAGCGUCGUCAACUUGUCCAAAGUCGAACUACUGAGAGCAGUGGUUGUGGAAAAACUUACUACGGCCGCACAGGAGAUCAUGGCCGUGGUGGAGAGAACGGUGGCCUCAUACGAGGAGGAGGCCUCGAGCUUCCGUGAGGAGGUGGACCGACAGAAGAAGCAGCUGGAGCUACUGCUAGAGACGCGCCACAUCAAAACAGAGUCGUCAGAAGACGAAUUUCAUGAGCCACAACAUGAGAUGGUGCAAGGAGUCAACGCAGGAGUUGAAACCACCCCAGAGGAUCAGCAGCUGAAAUAUGAACCAAGUUUUGAGGACAACGAUAUUAUUCGUACUGUUCAGUACACAGGAGACUCCUCAUUUUCCGAACAAGCAGUACCGGAGCUUACACAGUCUCAGAGUCAGGCUCCUCUCACAGAACAGACCUGUGAAGAGUCGUCCAGGAACAGCAUCAGCAGUAAGGUUGAGGAACCAAACCAUGUUGUUUUAAAAAUCCGGGUCCUGGAAGACUGUGAGAGCGAGGUGUUCUCCAUUAGAGAAUCCAGAAAUUACUCUGAGCAGAAGCUGAAGUGUCCUCGCCAUCUACCGGAGAAGGACUUCCUGGAACUCCUCAGGUCCAUGUUCCCACAACUGAGGGCUGACAAACCAUUGGAGUUGUUAAAGUACAACAGGAAAAAAAAUCUACGUCCUCUGAAGCUGAAGUCACUGACGCCUCUGGAGAUCAUCAAGAAUGUCUCCAUUCACUCUGCCCUCUACAUCCGACUGAGGACAAACGAUGUCACCAAAGAUUCUUUGCCAAACCUGAACCAAACCGGUUCUUCGGGCCACGUAGAGCUCAGCAUCCAUCUCCUGAACAACUCCACAAACUAUGAUGUUCUGCCACCAAAAGUUUACGAUGGGUGCCCGGUUCGUAUUUUGAAGUGUCCCACUGGUCUGCAAGAGUCCGACUUCCUGGAACUGCUGAGGUCCGUUUUUCCUGUGCUGCAGGCUGACAGACCACUGGAGUUCUUUACAGCCAACGUACGCAGGAAGAUGUUUCCUCUUAGAUUGAAUACUGUGACGCCAGAGGAGAUCCUGGGUCACGUGAAGUCCAGGGGGAGCUGUGCCCUCUUUCUUCGUUCAAAGCCUCUUGAGGUUGAAGAUGUUCAGAGUCCUCCAGCAGACCUUCAGUUGAAAGUCAGGGUUCUGGAAGACUCUCGGAUCAGUGUCCUUAACACAGCAGUCUUUCGGAAGUAUCGCUCUCACACCCUGAAGUGUCCAAGUGGUCUGCAAGAGCCGGACUUCCUGGAUCUCUUAAGGUCUACGUUUCCACAGUUGGCCCCAGAUGUGUCCUUUGAUUUCUACACGUCUUCACGAUCCAAGCGGCUCUAUCCUCUAGAAGUCAACACCCUGACACCUGAGGAGAUCCAGCGUGCCAUCAGGUCCACCGGGUUCUCAUCCCUCUACAUUCGAGUGAAGGGACCCCAACAAGUCGGUGGACAUGAGGACGACCUGAAGGUGAAUGUUGACGCCAUGAAGGCUUCUCCGUCCAUCUCCGUUAUCAACCAUGUUGAUCAAGGUGGCAGAAGUUUUAGUGAAGAGGAACCUGAAGGUAAAGGUCCACUGUCACACUGGUCUGUGCAGCACAGGCUUAAGUACUGGAGUGAAACAGAAGACGUGGAUAAUGAGGACGUAGACGAAUGGACACCAGAAAGAAAGGUAAAAACAGAGCUGAAAACAUCAAGCGGGAAGCGAAGGGUCCAUUCUGAAGGCACGGUGAAGAAGAAAAAGAAGAUCCAGCCUAACAGCAAAGAUAGUCCUGGUCCUCGGUCCUGUGUGGUUUGUAAAAUCCCACGCAACUCCCUCAGCAUGUUGAUCAAACACAGCUGGACUCACAUGGACCAUCCAGCCAGGCUGUGUGGUGUCUGUGGAGAACAUUCGGAAUCUUCUGAGGAACUUGGUCGUCACCUUCACGGUCACCAGAAAACACACAGCUGCAGCAUCUGUGGGAAGUCCUUCUUGUCCAUCCUCGGCCUUCGGGGACACCUUGACCGGCACAUGUAAGAGAAACCGCACCGUUGCCAUAUCUGCCAGGUAGCCUUGGCCCAGUCCGAGGUUCUGCAAAGACACACGCUCAUCCACAGCAACGACAAACCAAACGUCCAACUACAACGUCACUCACUAAAAACUGGAACAGAACUUUCUUUGGAAAGGUCUGGAAAGAAAAAGACCGUUUCUUGGCAAUGUUGAAGUUGAUGAGAACGUGUGUGUGUGUGUGUGUGUGUGUGUGUGUGUGUGUGUGGAGGAGCUUGUCAUGUGUAUGUUCGUUUCACCUGAAUGUACUGCUUUUAGUGUGCUUUUUAAGAUUGAUUUUAAGAUGAUUUUAGUUUUUCAUCUUUAAAAAAAGUUUUUUUUUUUAAUGGGUGUACAUCACAUAUUCUAUGGCAGUGAUUAUCAACUGGUGGACCAUGGGCCAAAUCCAGCUGUUGAAUCAUCCAAUCCAGCCCUUAAAUAGAUUCUAAAAUAAACAUCAAAUAACAAUGUUAGACAAAAAUGUUAUUUUAAUGUCUGUCUGGAACAACUCUGUCCCUCUGACAAAUACAGCUGAUGACCCCGGUCAUCUCUAUGACCUGUAUGCAGUACAUACUGUAGAGAUUGUAUAUAAAAUUGUCCAGUAUUUUA